CGAAAGAAAAAAAGAUAUAUCAAGAAAGCACUACAGAAUGAAGUUGGCCGUGGUCUCAGUCGUCUUGCUCAUGGUUCUCGUGGCUUGGCCGGUAUCAGCUGGCCGGAAAGACUUACCGGGAGCUGGAGGAUACGGAGGUGAUCAUGAUGAUGACGAUGGUGACGACACAACGUCAUGGUUUCCUUUGGACAAUCUGUUAUCGUUGAAUUACUAUGACAAGAUUUGUCCAAAUUUUGAGAAAAUCGUUGAUAACAAAGUGAGGCAAUGGACUAAGACUGACGCUUCCCUUGGCCCUGCCCUCCUCCGCCUUAUCUUCCACGACUGUGGCGUCACGGGAUGUGAUGCGUCGGUUCUUCUAGACUACGAAGGGACAGAGAGGAGAUCUCCCGCGAGCAAAACCCUUAGAGGCUUCGAGCUGAUCGACGAUAUCAAGUCAGAGCUCGAGAAAUCUUGCCCCGGCUUAGUCUCCUGCGCUGACAUCCUAACCGCAGCUAGCCGUGCCGCUACCGUCCAACUCGGUGGUCCUUACUGGCCAAACGCCUACGGUCGUCGUGACUCCAAACACUCUUACGCUAGAGACGUUGAGAAAGUUCCUUCAGGCCGUCGUGAUGUCACCGCCCUUCUCGAGACGUUUCAAUCUUAUGGUCUAAACAUCCUCGACCUAGUUGUCCUCUCCGGGGCACACACCAUCGGACAAGCGUACUGUGGCACCAUCCAGUCAAGGCUUUACAACUUCAACGGUACCAGUGGUACUGAUCCGUCGAUUGACCCUAAAUACGCAGAUUACUUGAGACGCAAGUGUCGCUGGGCCACUGAGACUGUUUCUCUCGACGCCAUAACUCCAGCAGUGUUCGAUAACCAGUAUUACAUUAAUCUUCAGAAGAAUAUGGGAGUCUUGACGACUGAUCAGGAGCUUGUUAAGGACCCGAGGACCGCUCCACUUGUAAAGGCUUUCGCUGAACAGCCGCCUCAGAUGUUCAGGCAGCAGUUUGCUGUCUCUAUGGCCAAGCUGGUCAAUGUUGGUGUUCUCACUGGUGAAGAUCGUAUCGGAGAGAUCAGGAAGGUCUGCAGCAAAUCUAACUCCGGAACUUACUAAUUAUUAUCUCUCAUAAGUUUCUAAAAGAAUCUUCUGUUUCUUGAAAGUAAAUUCUUGUUUGGUUUUAAUUUUGAGUUCUCUUUUUAAUUGUAAUUUGUUGUCUGAAACAACAAAACUGUGAAUCUUGAUUUAUACUGAGAAUUAUUUUUGUUACAA
Messenger RNA from Capsella rubella, 1252 nucleotides. Its product is annotated as peroxidase 7. Bases 38 to 1096 code for a protein of 352 amino acids. Gene Ontology annotation, molecular function: peroxidase activity; heme binding. Lineage: Eukaryota; Viridiplantae; Streptophyta; Magnoliopsida; Brassicales; Brassicaceae. The record is from RefSeq and is a predicted model, not a curated record. The transcript is spliced from 2 exons. Gene Ontology annotation, biological process: response to oxidative stress; hydrogen peroxide catabolic process.